CAUAAAACCUAAAUAUUACAAUAUAACUUGCGCAUAUUCUGACUUAGUUGAGCUAAAACAUAUAGAAAAGCCAUAAUUCACUAACCUAUUUAAAACCAGCUCAUUUAGUGACUAGCAUUAUGUUACUUCAGGUUGAUUGUGUGUUACCUAAUCUGUAUAGAUUUUAUUAUCAGAUUGAAAAUAUAGGCCAUGAUUUCUGAGCGCCGGAGUAAUGUAUGCAUAAAGCAUCACCACAGGGGUAAAGCGUGAUAAUUUUGAAAGUGCCACUAGAUGGCAGCAUUAUCUCUCUCCAUUCUGACAUGUAACUAAGUACUUCUUGGAAUGGAAUCUGUGUGUGCAUGUGUCCUGAGGUAACAGCAGCUAAGCAAACCCGAUUCAUUGAGGACACUAGUAAGGAGAGUGCAGUUUCAUUCUGUAUAACAAAAACAAGCCUGAAGAUACUGUAUCCUAAACCCACUCUGUAGUGCCAAAUUCAGGAUUUUGGCUAACCUGUUAAAACGAAGAUGAAGCCGAUUUGGAAAUUACAAGUAUUGUUUUUAUUUGCUGUCUUAAAUUGGAGUUUUAUCUCUUCUCAGCCAAGAUAUUCUGUACUUGAAGAAUCAGAGCCUGGGUCUUUUAUAGGAAAUGUUGUUCAGGAUCUAGGACUAAACAACGUGGGCAUUUCUGAAAGAGGACUGCGCCUGGCAUCAGAGAAAACCAUGGAAUAUUUUGCCCUGCAUCUCGAGAGUGGCACUCUUGUGGUGAAAAGCAGAAUAGACAGAGAAAAGCUAUGUGGAUCCAGUACAAGUUGCAUGCUUCCUGUGGAAAUUAUUAUUGAGAAACCUUUGGAGUUGUUUCGCUUAGAAGUGGAGAUUGUGGAUGUCAAUGACAACGCCCCACAUUUUCAUAACACUGAUCGUGUCAUAAGAAUGACGGAACUGGCGGCUGUUGGCUCCCGAUUCCCCUUGGAAAGAGCUCAAGACUCAGAUGUGGGAACUAAUGCUGUUAGUGCAUAUCAGUUAGCUGACAAUCAAUAUUUUUCCUUAGCUGUACAGAACAGGAAUGAUGAUAAACCUGUGCUCGUGCUAGAGAAAGCCUUGGAUAGAGAAGAACAAGAUGGCUAUCAGUUAGUUCUUACUGCCUUCGAUGGCGGUAAUCCACCUAAAUCUGGAACUAUCUUGAUAUCCAUCAUUGUUCUAGACUCUAAUGACAAUCCUCCUGUAUUUGAUAGCGCAGUCUACAAAAUUGGCCUGAAAGAAAACUCCCCAUAUAAUACCUUAGUAAUACAGCUACAUGCAGAUGACAGCGAUGAAGGCCCAAAUGGUGAGAUUAGUUAUUAUUAUGAAGAUCAAAUCUCAGAGAACAUAGCAAAUGUAUUCAGCUUGGAUCAACAAACAGGUGAGAUAUGCGUUCAAGGAAAGGUUGACUAUGAACAUCAAAGGUCUUAUGAAAUUUCAGUAAUAGCCAGAGACCAUGGGGUACCUGAAAUGGAAGGACAUUGCAUUGUUCAAGUGGAUAUUGAGGAUUUGAACGACAAUGCUCCUGCAAUUACUCUAUCAUCCUUCGUCAGUUCUAUUCCAGAAGAUACCCCAAUUGGAACAACAGUGCUACUCUUCAGUGUUAAAGACCAAGAUUCUGGUAAAAACGGAGAAGUGAAUGUACAGAUUUCUCCAACCCUUCCAUUUGAGAUAAUAUCUGUACAAAACCAUUAUUCCUUGAUCACAAAUCAGUUGCUGGACAGGGAGCUUGAUGAUCAAUAUACAAUUCACCUGACUGCCAGGGAUUUGGGAUUACCUCCACUUCAAACUGAGGCAACCGUAGAUCUGAAAAUCACAGAUACUAAUGAUAACCCUCCAACAUUUGAACAACUUUCGUCUGGUGUUUAUUUAAAUGAAAACAAUAAGCCUGGUGCUCUGCUCUAUGCAGUCUCUGCUUCAGAUAGAGAUGAAGCAGAAAAUGCUCAAGUUGAAUAUUCCAUACAUAAUGGAUUUAUAGAUGGUUCCCCUAUUUCAUCCUUUGUUUACAUUGACAAACACAAUGGAAAAAUCUACGCCCAACAAUCUUUUGAUCAUGAAGAGGUGCAACAUGUGGAGUUUACAGUGAUGGCUGAGGAUUUUGGAUCUCCAAAACUGUCCUCAAAUAUUACAAUUCACUUGUACAUCUUGGAUGAAAAUGAUAAUUACCCUACAAUAUUAUUUCCACAGGCGUCCCAACAUCUCCAAUCACCGCAGAUAAUCCCGAAAGCUCUACCAGCUGGUUCCUUAGUAACUAAGGUCGUAGCCGUUGAUGCGGAUUCAGGAUAUAAUGCAUGGCUAACCUACAAUUUAACCGAAGUCUCCAGUCUUGACCUAUAUAAAAUAAUUCCUCACACAGGAGAAAUCAAGUUGGUCCGAAAUAUUCAAUAUACAGAUUCUCCCUUACAGAAACUCUUAGUUUUAGUGAAAGACCAUGGAAAUCCUCCCAAGUCAUCCACAGCUACAUUACUCAUUGCCUUAGAUGAUAAUGUCAACAAGCAGAGCAUUUUAUCCAAUAAUAUAGCCAUUAUUGACAGUGGUAAACAAAGGCACGACCUGACCUUGUAUUUAGUGAUCUCUCUAGUUGCCGUUAGCGCAGUGUCCGCUAUAACCUUUCUUAUAUUGCUGACAAAAUGCAUUCGAAGGAGAAACUCAUUUGCUAAAUGCGAAUGCUGCUGUUUGCGCCAGUCACAGUCAACUCAGUAUUUGGGUCAUACUAAAACUUUGCAGCUGGACCCAAAUGGAACCUUACAGUAUUUUGAAGUAUCUAUGGGUUCUGCAGGGCAACAAAGUCAGUGUUACCAAUUAGCUAAUACAGCAGAUAUUGACAGUGGGACCCUAAACAUAAUGAGAUCAUUGAAUUUCCCUCAACUGAAGGACUUGGUUAAUAAGAGUGAAGAUACUUUACCAGGAGGUUAUAGGUGGAAAGAGACUUUGCAGCAGGCGCAGCCGAACGCAGACUGGCGAGUCUCACAAGCUCAGAGACCAGGACCAAGUGGAGCUCAGCCAACUGAGGAAUCUGGAGUGUGGCCAAACAACCAGUUUGAAACGGAGAGACUGCAAGCGAUGAUUUUGGCAUCUGCAAAUGAAGCUGCUGAAGGUUCAGCUAUUGGAGGUGGCACAGGAACAAUGGGACUUAGUGCUCGCUAUGGACCCCAAUUUACCCUUCAACAUCUACCCGACUACAGGCAGAACAUCUACAUUCCAGGAACGACAUCAACGCUCACGAACGCUGCAGGGAAAGGGAAGUCUGCCGCACCUUCAGGUGGAAACAAGAAGAAAUCUGGCAAAAAGGAUAAGAAGUAAAGACUGAUUGGCUGACACCAACAGGGCAGAAGCCCCCCGAGAACCUUUCCCCAGCCAAAAUCCAAGAGAGAUGAUGAUUGUCAUGUGGAAAGAAACUGGAAAAUGAGAACGAUAAUUGGAAUUUAUGUGUCAUUUUCAGACCUAGCUGUGGGGGACAUGGCUAGCACUGCUCAUGGUUCUGCCGUUAAUUCUCAGAGUAAUGGGCCCUGUCGAUAUUAGCCAAUAUUUUGCAGUCACAUCUUUAUAUUUUGAUUUGAGUUAUUUCUGAGCUAAAUACACUCUCUUUCUCUCGCAUUCUAUACAGAUUUAGCUUUGUUCAGUACAGCAGAUGUUUUCCCACAUGUAUAGCUGUGGAGUCUCUUCCAGUGUAUAUAAUUACGGCUAAAUGGUUAAUUUAUAAUUUAUACUUGUUAGGGAGUUUGUGAAAUAUUGCAGGCAGUAACUCAUAUUUAGAUGAUGCCUAUAUUUUCCUUAGAGACAUAUUAUUAUUAUUUUCAGACACUGUGGAUGUUUUUAUGCUGCAAUAUUUCUCUAGAACGUCUCUAGGACUCUUUCUAUUGGACACCACAGGGCACUGAAUGGAAAUCAAACACUUGUACACUUCUCUAAUGAAGUUAUGCUUUGUUAAUAAGAGACAGGUACACAAGUGUAUUUGUGGAGUAGGUAGGUAGCGACCACACAAACGUAGGAGAGAUAGAGCCACUAAUUCUCUUAAGUGCUUAUUGGGAUCCUUAGCUUAAUAGAGUUGGGUCUGAGUGGAACAAUGGAGAGACAUCUCUCUGAGAAUAUAACCGAAAGCUGCUAUGCACAGACAUUUUUGUUGGGGUGAUAUUUUUUUGUCCUUUGCUCUUACAGAGUAAUGAAUGGAACAAUUUCUAUUUCUACACAUAUAAGUGCAUGUGUAAUGGUCACUCAGCACCACUAUUUCCAUGGAAGGGAAAGCCAGAUAAAUUGCAUGUGAAUACUCAGCAUGGGGUUGUUCAUUCUUUGUAUGGAAUGUUAGAGGAGUGAGCCUGCUUAGUGCAGGUCAAAUAUACAGUAUAGGGCCUGGAAGAUAAUUAGUAGGGUCCGGGAGGGAGGGGGGAUGGGAGGCUGGAGAGUUCCAGAGAGUGGUCAGCCACAAGCUAAUUAAUCAUCCUAUUGAUUGUGUCAUGUGACAGUUGAGUAAGUGCUUGGUCAUGAUGGAAACCCCCAGCUUUCUACAAAUAGAUACAAUACUUUCAGUCUUCAAAAUGUGCCGGUCUGGCAGAAUCAGAUCUACUUGUGGUUGUGGUUCUAAAGUCAUCCCAAAGCAGCACGUAAUGCCUGGCACGGCAUCUUGUGGCAUUAGACAGGGCAAAGGACAAAUUGAAUAUUAUAGGUUCUAAAAUAGAUUGUUUGGCCAAAACCUGGUUUUGCUGCUGCUGACUGAUUGGCCAUGGGAGACAUCCCUCAUUAAAUGAAAUAGAGGAUCUGUGUAUCAGUGCAUAAAGAUGGGAAAAUCUGUUGGAAAAGAACAAUACAUACAUCUUUCAUCUCUACAGAAAACAUGUUUUAGUUAUAUAGAAUAAUCCUGUUUAAGUCACAUUAUUUCUUUAAACAUUUCUUCCCUAUACCAGCUAUCUUUUUUUCCUUUUAUUUGUAUUGUUUGUCUGAACACUGUUUUUUUUCUCUCUGUAAUUUGAUGAAAGUCUUAUAUAUUAUAUUUUUUACCACCUUACAUAUAGUCAGGGAACAGAGAACACAUUUAAGGGGGUGCAGCAAGUUCUUGCAAUGUUAGGUUCGUGCAGAUCAUGUGAUGAGCUCGGCUCUGUACAGAUAUUCAGUUUGGAUGCACUAAGGUGAAUUGGUACAGGCCCAGUCUCCAUAAAUACCACAACUAUCAACCAAUAUUCAGUGGAAGUCUAUGGAGGCUGGAAAUGUACUAGUGCUCCCUUUGUGUGACAAGUCUGAAAGUAUCAGUUGCAUAGAGCUGCACUGUAUUCUCACUAACCAUGGGAGCUGUAAAAAUGUCAUAGUUUCAUAAUAUAUUAAGGCCCAUUUACUAAUUCUGAGCACAAGGUCUCUAAUGUGUGCAAACACUGAAACCAUCAGCACAAUUUGCCCACAGCCUAUAGCAGUGAGACAGUUUGGGACAAAAAGAGUUGUGUGUGCUGUGCCAGUGGCAGAUAUACAGUAUGUGCCGGGGGUUGGUGCAUUGUGAGCAAAAAACAAGGUAUCUUCUGCCUACUUUUUGCACAUUAUACAUUGCUUCCCCCCGCCAAUAAAUGAGCCCUAAUAUAGUCAGCUAUAGUCACUCUUUACAUUAUUAUACUCCAUCCCUCCUUAUCAGGUCUAGCACAGUUUAUUUCCAACGCCUCUGGUAAGAAAGACACCCAAUGGAUAUGUAUGGUAGUAUUCCCCAAUGCUUUAUACACUCAUUUCUGCUUCCUAUGCCACCCAUGCACCCAAAGCAACGGCAAGGUGAACAAACAGAGGGUAAAUACACGAGUGCACUAAUCUUUUCACUGCUGUUAACACUAGUACCAAGAAUGUCAUAUUAGUCAUUUGUAGCUGUAGAAUACAUUUUGCAAUUUUUUACUUUCUAACAUCCAUCCAUUGUAGCUUAGCUGGUGUUGUACAUAGCAAUGUGAUACUUUCACCCCCCUUUAGACACCCCCUGUGGACAGCAGUAAUUUAACUCCUCCUGUAUCUUUCUGUGUGGUUUGUGAUAUAAAUGUACAUGAAAGUAAAUACACCUGUUCUUUCAAUGUGUCUAAUACUGAACUGUACUUAUAAAUAUAUAUAUAUAGAAAUAUGCUUUCACCCUUCUUAUAUGCGUAUAGACUAAUGUCAAUGUACGACAUGCAAGUUUUAUACUCUGAUAUUUAUAUUGCUUUUCCUUUCUUUGAACAAAAAAAAAAUAAAAUGUUUUCUUCCAAAAAUA
Xenopus tropicalis (tropical clawed frog) is the source of this 6204-nucleotide messenger RNA. RefSeq names its product protocadherin gamma-B5 (gene pcdhgb2). The coding region runs from base 504 to 3299 and encodes 931 amino acids. The transcript has 4 exons. Gene Ontology annotation, molecular function: calcium ion binding. Gene Ontology annotation, cellular component: membrane; plasma membrane. NCBI's taxonomy places the organism in Eukaryota, Metazoa, Chordata, Amphibia, Anura, Pipidae. Gene Ontology annotation, biological process: homophilic cell-cell adhesion; cell adhesion. The record is from RefSeq and is a predicted model, not a curated record.